Messenger RNA from Malaya genurostris, 2139 nucleotides. RefSeq lists its product as uncharacterized. The coding region runs from base 52 to 1491 and encodes 479 amino acids. The record is from RefSeq and is a predicted model, not a curated record. Gene Ontology annotation, biological process: transmembrane transport. Gene Ontology annotation, cellular component: membrane. Gene Ontology annotation, molecular function: transmembrane transporter activity. NCBI's taxonomy places the organism in Eukaryota, Metazoa, Arthropoda, Insecta, Diptera, Culicidae. The transcript has 3 exons.
AAUACUGCCAACGAGAAGUCCAAUUGUGAUUAACUUUUGGCAGGCAAAAAAAUGGUCGGGUGUGCAGAAUGGUACGCAAAAAGCCAAAAGAACAGGAUGCAAACCAACACACUUCUGAGUGGUAUAACGACCCUCAUUUUGUGCGGAAUUUUCGUAGGAAGUAGCAUUUUUAACGUACAUAUCCGAUAUGAAACUUGGACUUUCGAUCAAUCAGAAUCCGUUAUAUUACUGAUCGUCAAUCUGUUCUACGUAGCAGCAGUAUUGGGCUCAUUCGCCGGGGCAUUUCUCGUAAAUCACUUGGAAAAGCUUCUUCUUUCGAGAAUUUACCUAAUGUUGAUCGCCGUGGCCAGCACACUGCAGAUAAUCGUCCCUAAAAGCAUAGUUGGUGUUGCCUUCGCUCGUUUCUUCGCAGGAUCGGCCUAUGGACUAGCCUACUUAGUAGUUUUGAUUCACGGAGGAGAAGUGAUCGUAAAAGAAUUUCGCGGCGUGGCAAUAGCGUCCAUCAACCAUGUUCUGUUCUUCGGAAUACUAGCACACGGAACAGUUAGUCCGGUUGUUCUGACUGAUCACAACCUGGAAGCAAAUCGAAUCAUCGGUAUUACUGGGAUUACAUUUGCUCUGCUAGCAGCUUUGAUUGGUCAAUUUAUGACCUAUGAAUCACCGAUAUUUUUGGUGCAGAAAGGACGAGACGCUGAAGCGAUACAGUCACUGAUGAAACUAACGUUGGAAUGUCGAGAAACUAUAGAGAUUCGGGAUGCCUACAUUGAUAUUAAAGUUAUGCUACAUGAAGACUCACUUGCUUCACAAUCAAUACUGAGCGACGGAAACUGGAGACCACUUCUAUUUCUAUGUUUGGGCAAGAUAGCAGCGGUUCUAUCCUUCAAUGCCGCAGUCAACCAUAUUCAGCUUAAUGUUGUCGAUCAGUUAUACGACAUGCCGUAUUACAGCAUAUCGGGUGCAAUUAUUCUAGCUAUAAGAAUCUUUUUCGGACUCGUAUUUGUAUAUCUGGUAGAUAUCAUCGGUCGGAAACCACAACAGGCCCUGUCAGCUUUUCUGAGCGGAGCUAUUCUGACUGCUAUGGGGAUCGUUUACUUGGUGACGGAUAACGUGGAUAAAAAUGUAGCAGCGUCCAUCUUUCUAACGUUUGCUUUCGUAGCAGGUACAGGGGUUACUUUGGUUCCGGAUGUUCAUUUAUCGGAAGCAUUUCCCACGCGAAAGAAAGCAUUCUCAGUAGCCGUUGUACAGGUAGUGGAACAUUGUGCUCAAAUAUUGAUCAUAUCUCUAACAUUUUCAUUGAAUCACACGGAUUCCGGCAUUUAUGGAGGCAUUCUUCUAGUAUGUGGAAUACCGCUAAUGCUGAUUGCUAUUGUCCUGUACGCAUUUCUUCCGGAAACGAAAAAAAUGUCCCUUCGACAAUCAAGGGCUGCAUUUGCUCGCAAAGAGUCCCUCUACGAAACGGGUGAGGCGUCGAAAGAUAAUCUCAGUUAUUAAAUAUGUUGUGUACAAAUUGUGUAUCGAAAAUCUAUCAACAAAACUCGACUUAUCGGUAAAGAUACCAGUGUGUGGAUUUCUACCAGCGUGUGAUAAGGAAAUCAAUCAGCUACUGGUUAAUGUUAUUAGUUACGUUCCAUCGAUGCAUGCCAUUUUUCCUUCAUCAUGUUUGCCCGAAAAACGAAGGUGGGAAAAUAUGUUUUUAUCCGAUUCCAAGUUAAUCCAGCCAUCGAGUUUUUAUUGAUAAAGCAAAUUGGAGUGAUUUUUAGUUAUAACAAUGAUUUGAAAAAAACACUACUUUUUAAUCAUUUUUCACCUGGUUUAAGGUUUGGAGUGUUCUUUAUCUAUCGUAACCAUUUCAUACGUGGAAUAAACAGGAUUGACUUGUUCCGAUUAGGAUGAAGCUUUACAUUUGUCUACAGUAUGGCAAACCAUUUGUUUCGUACGAAUGAAGAGACCAAUUCGGUUCAGAACUCAACUUUUACUUCUUUUUGAUUUUCGGAUCCUUUAUGCGAGGUUGGGAUCAAACUCAGACAGGCUGCAUGAAAGACAACGACUAACCCAUCGUGCAAUAUUCGUCUUCUUUAGGAGAAGCAAAAUUUUUGUCUCAGGUCUGAAGAAUAAUAUUCUAGUAUUUAAAUAACCACA